This is a messenger RNA of Phaeodactylum tricornutum CCAP 1055/1, 3852 nucleotides long. RefSeq lists its product with no specific name. Lineage: Eukaryota; Bacillariophyta; Bacillariophyceae; Surirellales; Neidiaceae. Gene Ontology annotation, biological process: proteolysis. The record is from RefSeq and is a predicted model, not a curated record. Gene Ontology annotation, molecular function: cysteine-type peptidase activity. Bases 1 to 3852 code for a protein of 1283 amino acids. The transcript is spliced from 6 exons.
AUGAGCGAAUCUCGAUCCUUUCCAAACGGAAAGAGGCGACACUCCAUGUAUGGACGACACCAGAGGCCGAAGUCAGCGUAUGGACAACGCAGUACGAAUACAGGCGACAGCGCGCCCCCACAAGAGGGUCCGUGCUCUCCCACCAGCAAUGCAAACGAUCACAGUAACGGAAAAGUACCCUCCAUGAGGGAUGAUCGCGGUAUUAGUUUCUUACAAGACAUGGCUGGUCCUUCAAAAACUGGGCAUCCGGUUGUCACCAUGCCAAACUGUACGGUAGUGGAGUCUGCGCAGCUGCCUGUUGUCAACAAAUUGCAUUCCAGAAAACGUUCUCGUAGAGAAGGUAACGUGGAGCCACUACAGCAAGCGCGAUCACAGCAGCAAGCUACGGGAAGUCGCCGUCUUGUGUCCAACUUUCCGCAACCCGGCAUGGCGGCCGUCGGCAAUUCUAGAGAUGGAAUCGAAUGGGCUGAUAGACAAUCGGGUCUCGUCUCGGAGGAGAAGGUGCGAAGGACCGCCCAGUCAAAUCAACCCAUCCCUCGUAAGAAGAAAACCCACAGUGACUACACAAAGAAAUCGAUUCAAGAGCAACAUCGACCUCAUAGGGGCUCGCGUUUGGAUGUGAGGUUCAUCGUCCCCAAACUGAAACCCCGCCACAACUGCCCCAAAGCUCGCGUCGAAAGCAUAUGCGAUGGUGACUCAGACAAUACUGCUGAUGAAGGAAUUUCCGCUGUACAAACCUGCGAGACUCUCCCGAAAAGUAUCGACGUUCAUACUAGCGCCAAAAGACAACCCUCCCGAACUAAAACGCAGCUCACUAGCAGUUGUCCAUCCGCCGACUCAGUCACAUCCAGCGGUUUAGAAGCUAAUGCUGUGGAGUUGCCUCUCCUCAGUUGUAAGGGAACGCCUGUUCCCGGGAAGAGGUCGUCAAGCAAGCUUUGGACUUCCUUGGAAAGACCGUCACAGUCAUCCAAGACAGACGACGCCGGUACCAAGGAAAGCCCAGUCGACCUUGCGACGGCCGCGAUCAAACAGCAACAUAGUGAAGCGGAGAAGAAUGAAAACGAACACAAGCCAUCGAAAAAACUUUUAUGGAGGGAAAUGUCCGACGACGAUGACGACUACACAACAAGCCGCAAUCGACAAGCCCGUCAUUCUUUAGCUGUCGUAAACACCAUUCUCCAAAGCGGCCUCGAAAGUGAUGUUGUACCUACGAAACCUACCAAUCAUUCUGCCGUGAAUUUCGAUGCUGGUAGUGACCAAGAUCAGCCAUCAUCUUCUUUUCUUUCCAGAAUAGUUGACAGAGGACGCAAAGGUAUAGCGCGCACAAAACUUGGCUUUUUGAAUACUCUGCAGUCCCAGAAGAAAGAGAAGAAACUUAGCUUAUCGAAGCAAUUGAAUCCAGAUGCACAAAGCAAGACUUUGCAGCACAGAGGCGUAUCUUCUGACUGCAAAAGAAAACCAAUCAAAGGAAAAAAGAUUACGAUAGGCAAUUCUUUUUCUCAUAAAGGGCAAGAAAGCAGCUUACUCGACCAGACUCCGGAGCGAGACCGGAAAGAUCCAUUCUUCGAGUGCAAAGGAGUCGGCCUCACGAGCUUUUCCGAGCAUACUACACCCUUUAAAACAAAACUUAAUUUUUGUAAAAGCCAGCCUCGCAGCAGCGAAAGACUUCUGCUAAAGAAGAAAACGAAAGAACCAGAGGUUGUGGAAAUUUUGGAUGACUCUGAAAGUGAAAUGACAAAGUCUCCGCCUAUGGCCACUCGCAGCGUCAAGCGUACGCUUAAUUGUGCUGUCAUUCGCAUUGCGAUCGGAACAAAAGUUUUCUGUUCCGGUUGUCAGAUUCGCCUCAGAGCUACUUGCAAGCUAAUGCUCGAAUUCGAGCCACACAAGAAAACCACGCGCAAAGGGACCGAAUCCCUAAACAAAGCUACUCUGGAAUUGGAUCUGCAGCAUGAUUUGACGGAAUGCAAAUACUACCUCAAUGAAGAAUUUUCAGCGGAAACCAACGAGGGCGAGGAAGACGCCGUUGGUAGUUUUUUGGCAAUCAAAGUUGUGCCAAAUAACCAAAAUGGCCUAAAAAUUUACUCCAACAGCUAUCAACCAGACAAAGAAAACACCAAAAGGAUGUUUAUCCUCAUAGAAUUUCGGGAGAACAAGGACCUCCGGGACUUAGUGGAAACCAUCCAAACAAGCCGACCUCCUGCUAUGGAUCUUUUCUUCAAUGAUCACUCCAAGCUCGACUCUGCUUCUGCCGAAAUAUAUUGCCAGCCGCUAAUUGACGAUUGCAAGCGAGAGGCAAGGCAUCGUCAAAAAAGUAUGCAUUCGUUGUCUGUUCAUAGGAAGAAUAGUUUUCUUGCUGGGCGGAAGGAGGAUGACCUUUUGCUCAUCUAUCCCUUUGAUGCCGACGAAAAGAUCUUCGACCAGGCCGCUGUGCAUCUGACAGAGGCAAAGUAUGAUAGCCGUUGUGAUUCCAAUCUGCAAGUCUGCGCACUUUCUGAGUCAUCAAUACCCUCACCUGAGCAAAAGUCAGCUGAUUGCGACGGUGGAAAUGCCGACAUGAACAACAUGAACAACCGAUCUCAUUUGGCAAUCAUUCGCGUAACCGACUACGAAAGGCUAGUGAUUGAGGACGAAUACCUUAACGAUACCCUAAUUGAUUUUUGGAUGCUAUGGAUUUCGCGGUUUGACGACUUGUCAAAGUUUCAUGUCUUUUCUUCACACUUUUAUACGAGUCUUUUCGAAGAUGGAUCAAUUGCCGUCACAAAAUGGACUGAGCGGAAAGGAAUUGACGUUUUCGACAAGAAAUUUAUUUUUGUUCCAAUCAACAAAAGUCUGCAUUGGUCGCUAUGCGUUGUAGUCAAUCCGGGACAGAUUCUCCAGCACCCUGAUCUUCGUGGGAAAGACGAGCAUCUGGAUGAGUCGAGUCCAAUGCCUUGUAUCCUCUUUCUCGACUCUCUCAAAGCUCACCAAAAGACACAGGUCGCCCAUCGUAUUCGUCAAUGGCUCAACUCGGAAUGGCAACGGCUGCACAAGUCAUCGUCGAUCCCCAACCCGUUUCAAUCUAAGACGAUGCCCGUUAUUGAUCCUAAAAUUCCUUAUCAAAACAAUUCCUGGGAUUGCGGAGUGUUUGUUUGCCGGUACGCAUUUGCUCUUUACAAACUCCGUAAUAUUUCAUUUUCUUUCCAGGAGUACCGACAGGACUGCUUUCGCUCGCUGAUCACGAACAGCGAACCGUUUCAGUUUGACAUGAAGGACAUUACUCGCCUUCGCCAGGAAAUGAAAACUUUAGUCGAAAAUUUGUGUACUGCCUACGUCCCGUGGAAAUCCGAGCAAGACCGGAAAGCAAAAGAAGACAGGCGGAAAGCCAAAGCAGUAGCAGAAGAGACAGUUCAAGUGGACAACAAUGUUCCUGAAGACCCGGAUAGCUCUGAAGGAAACGAGGUGGUUGUAAACAAUGAGGACAAGGUUGAUACAGCCAAUGCAAGGUGGAGCGCUGUCGUUAAGGGCAUUGAAGCAAAUGAAAACAACAUAAUCCAAGAUUCAUUAUUGAUUGUCGAUGACCUUAAUGAUGACGACAAUAGUAGGAUGCAUGAAACGUCACAGUCCGGAAGUAAGGAAAUGGUCUUUGGUCCAGAUUGGACGGAAACAUAUGACCCUAUGGAGGUGGAUGAAGAUGAGGCACAUUCCUACGCGACUCAGGAAGGCCUUACGGUGGAAAGAGUCAGUCCAGCUGAAGGCAGCAUAGUGAAGGAUGUCGAAAUGAAGGAUGAUUUGCAUACAUACAAAGCUCAAGACCUUGUAGAUCCGUUGGAUACAGAGGCAGUGGAUGACGACGUCGACAUCGACUUUGUCUAA